This is a messenger RNA of Amoebophrya sp. A120, 1707 nucleotides long. The record is from the annotation of a GenBank genome assembly. Lineage: Eukaryota; Dinophyceae; Syndiniales; Amoebophryaceae.
GGGGUCGAUGCGUUGAUUUGAAAUUUCAGAGAAAUUCCAUGAAGAUCCACCAGGUCGACGCUCAACAUUCCUACGAUGGCCCCUUCAGCUGUCCUGCUGAAUCCACGUGAACGUCAGUCGCUGGCGCAGUGCUUGCUGGUUCUCGUUUGCAGCGUUGUGAUCCCGUAUUGCAUUUUUGUCGCUUGCAUCGACGUUUUGAUCGCAGAAGAAGAUUUGCUUCUGGCUCUGGGCGUCAUUUCCCCCGCAGUCUCGAUGGUAUCCGUCACAGCGCCGUCCUUCGCGGUGUUGCGAAAAUUACGUGCGUUUGUAAACCCGUACAGGCUCUUACUGCAGCACGACGAUGGGGGUUCUUCCGCUUCGGUCGUCGAGCAGGAUGCGGAGCUAAGUUCGCAGUCAGGGAUAGACACAACAGCAGGCUCGUACGGCGGGACUACGACCGUUGGUAGAGGAGGAAUAAAAAAUUCAACUGCCACCUCGUCCUCUGUAGUUCUUCAGAUACGGGGUCCAACGGAAGAAGAAGUUUCAGCUUCCGACGAGUUGAUAUCGGCACAAAGAGGGACCACAACAACAUCAGCUGCGUCAACGCCAACGGCUGCAAAACUGGGGCCAGAUAAUAGCGAUGCAAGUGUAGAACCUGCCACAAUUCUCCCAACCGCGGUGUUCAAAGCGCAAGGCGUCUGCAACGUACUAGGUGUGUGCUACGGGAUCCAGGUGCGGUCGGAGGCGGUGCUGGCCAGCAACCUUGUCGGGUUGCUGUUCCAACUGUUCUUCCUUGCAGUGGCCGAGCACAUGAGCAGCGUCACGCGCGCGAAGUCUGCUGACAACAAUAGCAUUUCCAGCGCCGCCUCAGAAGACGAGCGCGAAGAUGAAGACGUGGAUGACAUGAACGACGACGGGGAACUGGACCCAGGCUUAGAGACUGACACUAUGCAAAGAGACACCUUUCCACAAGACGGCAUCGAAAUGGUGCCAAUCGGGAAGCAGCGACUACCGCUAAAAGGCCGUGGAGAUUCAUACAGUAGUACGUCUGAUAAAGUAGGGACGACAAGCACGAGACAAAAACCUCCUUUUAGCACUGAAGACCAAGUAGAUUUCGACCCUCACCAACCUGCAACGUCGCGGCAAUCUUGGAUGGGGAGCUUCGUCUUUUCCUUCGGUUUCCGGCUUGGUCUGGUCAUUUUUUGCGGCGUACAAGUCCUCAAUCUGUUACUGCUCGGGCUACUCAUUAUCGGAGCGACCGUAGUGCUAGCGAUGGCACCGUUGUUCCAGCUUCCGACGGUGGUUCGCACGAGAAGAACCGACAUGCUGGACCCGUGGAUGUGCGGCAUUUACCUCACCGUGAACGGGGUUUGGUCGCUCUACGGCGUGAUUCUUCAAGACGUCGUGAUUAUUGUGCCCUCCGUCUUGAGUUACGCACUUUGUGUCUUCCAGCUCGUCGUCAUCCUCUGGACGCACCGGUUUUCGCUUCUGGGCAUCGCACAGUGGGACUUGAAAUUCGUCUUGAAAAUUGCGAACUCCUUCUCCGGGGACGGGAACAGCCGAAGAGGGAGCGGCUUGCUCCCUUCGCAUUUCGAAAUGCCGGCGCCGAGCGCCAUCAGGCAGUCCGUGUUGAUGCGGAAACGGACGAACAGGCACGCGUAUCGGCCUUCGCGGAGUACCAGCCGGACGCCAGUGAGGAAUUACAGCGGUGCAAAUACGCCGUUUUGA